UCCAAGCUCCAAGGAAUGGACAUUGUGCUAGCGCUCGCGCUGUGCUGCUGCCUAAUCUUGCUGCCAAGCUGUUCCUAUGGCCUCGGCUCCAUGGGAUCCAUCUCGGUGUCCUACGGCGAGGACGGCCCGGUGUUCUGCGGCCUCAGCUCCGACGGCUCCCACCUGGUCGCAUGCUCCGGCGCGGACGCCUCCGUCGUGUACGGUGCUCCCGUCAGGAUCCCCUUCCUCGGCCUCACAGCUGGGGACGGGUUCGCGUGCGGUCUCCUGCUUGACACCAGACAGCCUUACUGCUGGGGGAGCAACUCCUAUGUCAAGAUUGGGGUGCCGCAGCCCAUGGUCGAGGGCGCCAUGUACUCUGAGCUCAGUGCUGGGGACAACCACCUCUGUGCGCUGCGAAUGCCUGACAAGGGGACUCCUCGCGGUGCUACCCCUGAUACAUCACUCAUUGAUUGCUGGGGUUACAACAUGACUGCCACACAUGCUGUCGCCGGAGCCGUGUCGACCAUAUCGGCGGGUUCGGUGUUCAAUUGUGGCUUGUUUGCGCGGAACAGGACGGUGUUCUGCUGGGGUGAUGAAACGGUGAGUGGUGUGAUUGGGCUGGCGCCGAGUAAUGUGAAGUUCCAGUCCAUUGGAGCAGGCGGUUACCAUGUUUGUGGGGUGCUGGAGAAUGCGCAAGUCUUCUGCUGGGGAAGGAGCUUGGAGAUGCAGCAGGCGUCACCAAACGGUGCUAUCGGUGCAGGCGACGUGAGCAUAGUGCCGAUGGAUGCAAUGGUCUCUGUCGUCGGUGGGCGGUUCCAUGCUUGUGGCAUCAGGAGCCUUGAUCACCAAGUAGCUUGCUGGGGCUUCCAACUUCAGAACAGCACGGCAGCGCCCAAAGGUCUCAGGUUGUAUGCAAUAGUAGCUGGAGAUUACUUCACUUGUGGGGUGCCUGCUGAGACAUCGCUCAAGCCAAGGUGCUGGGGCAAUAGUGGGCCAUUGGCACUGCCAAUGGCGGUAUCCCCUGGGAUUUGUGUAUCUGAGGCAUGCAGCCCCGGGUACUAUGAGCAUGUGGAGCACGGUGAGGUUGGCGGCAGCAAGGUGUGCAAGCCUGGAAACUCUAGACUCUGUUUGCCAUGCAGUACUGGCUGCCCAGAUGACUCGUAUGAGUCAUCACCUUGCAAUGGCACGGCUGACCGUGUGUGCCAGUUUGAUUGCUCGAGUUGUGCCUCCGAUGAGUGCGCGUCAUUCUGCACAUCUCAGAAGCGGACCAAGAACCAUAAGUUCAUGGCUUUUCAGAUGCGCGUUUUUGUGGCAGAGAUUGCAUUUGCUAUCGUACUGGUUUUCACUGUGACUGCCAUUGCUUGUCUAUAUGUCCGGCACAAGCUUCGAGAUUGCCGAUGUUCAAAGAGCCAGCUGAGGAUGGUAAAGGGUACAACAUACUCUUUUCGAAAGGAUAAUACGAAAAUCCAACCUGACGUGGAAGAUCUGAAGAUCAGGAGAGCUCAAGAAUUUUCCUACGGAGAGUUAGAACAAGCAACCGGUGGCUUCUCGCAGGAUUCACAAGUCGGCAAAGGCAGCUUUUCAUGUGUAUUCAAGGGCAUCCUGAGAGAUGGGACAGUCGUUGCAGUGAAGCGUGCUAUAAAAGUAUCGGAUGCAAAGAAAAGCUCAAAGGAGUUCCAUACUGAACUUGACCUCCUCUCCAGGCUCAACCAUGCACAUUUGCUUGAUCUGCUUGGUUACUGUGAGGACGGCAGUGAGAGACUCUUGGUUUAUGAGUUCAUGGCUCAUGGAUCCCUGUACCAGCAUCUGCAUGGCAAGGAUUCAAACUUAAAGAAGCAACUGAAUUGGACCAGGCGGGUUACCAUUGCUGUCCAGGCUGCUCGGGGAAUCGAGUACUUGCAUGGUUAUGCUUGUCCACCCGUUAUUCACCGAGACAUUAAGUCCUCAAACAUAUUGAUUGAUGAGGAUCACAAUGCGCGUGUUGCCGACUUUGGUCUGUCUAUAAUGGGCCCUGUAGAUAGCGGCACUCCACUCUCUGAGCUGCCAGCAGGGACACUUGGCUACCUUGACCCUGAGUACUACCGUCUCCAUUACUUGACAACAAAGUCCGAUGUCUACAGCUUUGGAGUUGUUCUUCUGGAAAUCCUAAGUGGCAGGAAAGCCAUUGACAUGCAGCUUGAGGAAGGGAAUAUUGUUGAAUGGGCAGCCCCUUUGAUCAAAGCUGGGGACAUUUCUGGCAUCCUUGAUCCAGCCUUAUCUCCUCCCUCUGACCUGGAGGCUCUCAAGAAGAUCGCAGCUGUUGCAUGCAAGUGUGUCAGAAUGCGAGGCAAAGACCGGCCUUCCAUGGACAAGGUGACAACAUCUCUAGAGCGUGCACUUGCGCUCCUGAUGGGUAGCCCAUGCAUUGAGCAGCCCAUUCUGCCAACUGAAGUUGUUCUUGGGAGUAACCGAAUGAACAAGAAAGUAUCACAGAGGUCAUCUAACCAGUCAUGCUCAGAAAACGAGCUUGUUGACGGGGAUGACCAGCGGAUUGAGUACAGGGCACCAUCUUGGAUAACGUUUCCAAGUGUGACCUCAUCGCAAAGGAGGAAAUCAUCAGCAUCAGAAGCUGACCUGGAUGGUCGAACGACCACAGAUGGGAGGAAUGUCGGGAGCAGCAUAGGAGAUGGUCUGCGGUCACUGGAGGAAGAGAUCGGGCCAGCCUCACCGCAGGAGGACCUAUACUUGCAACACAACUUCUGAUGAAAUGCCAAGAUCAGCUGAAAACACGGAAACUGUCUGCCGUUUUAAGUUCAGACUUUGUGACCUGUUGCUUUGUGGAUCAAUUGUAACAGGCCAUUUGGAAGAGGGAGAUCUAGAUAUAGACUACUGGAGGCAUUUCUCUGUAGAUUGAUUUUAUUCCAUCUUAUUAUUGUCGGUGCUAUUUACGGGUGGAUGGUCACAGUUGACGAAUCCUCUUCUGUAGCUCGCAGAUCUGUGUAAGUGUGUAAUUCUCUUCCAUCGU
Lolium rigidum is the source of this 2983-nucleotide messenger RNA. Its product is annotated as serine/threonine-protein kinase-like protein CR4. The transcript has a single exon. NCBI's taxonomy places the organism in Eukaryota, Viridiplantae, Streptophyta, Magnoliopsida, Poales, Poaceae. Gene Ontology annotation, biological process: protein phosphorylation. The record is from RefSeq and is a predicted model, not a curated record. Bases 16 to 2721 code for a protein of 901 amino acids. Gene Ontology annotation, molecular function: protein binding; ATP binding; protein kinase activity.